AUGGACAUCGGUGGCUUGGAGACGGUGGUGGCCAACUCGGCCUAUGUGGCAGCCCGUGGCAGCGUGGACGGCAACGCGGCUGCCACCAUGCGCGACAAGAAGAUGCGUGCCAGGCUGAAGCUGCCUCACAUCAAGCAGUGCGAGCACAUGAAGGCCACGGUGGACUCGGCCUUCGACAGCAUGUGCGUCCGGCAGCCCAUCGGCAAGCGUCUCUUCCAGCAGUACCUGGAGAGCGAACCCACCCACAAGACCGCCUGCGAGCUGUGGAAGGACAUGGAGGACUACAACAUCUCUGAGGAGAAGGCCCGCACGCAGAAGGCCCAGAAGAUCGUCAACAAGUACUAUGACUCCGCCUCCAAGACCUUCUGCAGCUUCCUGGAGGAGAAGGCCGUCGCCCGGGUCAAGGCCGACCACAAAAACAUCCGGAACGACCUCUUCAAGGAGUCCGAGCAGCAGCUUCUCAAGCACCUGGAGGCCAAGGCCCUGGAUGGCUUCAAGAAGAGCAUGUACUUCCUGCGCUACGUGCAGUUCAAAUGGCUGGAAGGCCAGUCAGUCACCGAGGAGUGGUUCAUGGACUUCCGUGUGCUGGGCAAAGGAGGGUUCGGGGAGGUGCACGCCUGCCAGAUGAAGGCCACGGGCAAGAUGUAUGCCAACAAGAAGCUCAACAAGAAGAGACUGAAGAAACGCAAGGGCUAUGAGGGGGCAAUCAUUGAGAAGAGGAUCCUGGCAAAGGUCCACAGCCGCUUUAUCGUGACGCUGGCAUACGCCUUCCAGACCAAGAAUGACCUCUGCCUGGUCAUGACCAUCAUGAACGGAGGAGACCUCAGGUACCACAUGUACAAUGUGGAUGAGAAGAACCCGGGCUUCAAGGAGCCCCGAGCCUGCUUCUACACAGCCCAGAUCAUCUGUGGCCUGGAGCACCUCCACCAGCACAGGAUCAUCUACAGGGACCUGAAGCCGGAGAACGUCCUGCUGGAUGAUGCGGGACAUGUCAGAUUGUCCGAUCUGGGUCUCGCUGUGGAGCUGCCGCCGGGGAAAGACAAAACGAAAGGCUACGCAGGGACCCCGGGCUUCAUGGCUCCAGAGCUGCUGCAGAGCAAAGAGUACGACUACACCGUGGACUACUUCACCCUGGGGGUGACGCUGUACGAGAUGAUCGCGGCCAAGGGGCCUUUCAGGACUCGUGGCGAAAAGGUGGAGAACACGGAGGUGACCCGGCGGAUCCUGAAUGACCCGCCCUCAUACACUGACAGCUUCAGCAAGGACUGCAAGGCCCUGUGCGAGGGGCUUCUGGAGAAGGACCCCGCCAAACGCCUCGGCUUCAAAAACAACAGCUGUGAGGAGCUGAAGAAUCAGCCAUUCUUCAAGAACCUCAACUGGGGCCGGCUAGAAGCAGGCAUGCUGACGCCCCCCUUCGUACCCGACCCCAAGAUGGUGUACGCCAAGAACAUUGAUGACGUGGGAGCCUUCAGCACUAUCAAGGGCGUGGUUCUGGACAACAAGGACACAGAUUUCUACAGCGAGUUCGCUUCCGGAAACAUCCCCAUCCCCUGGCAGGAGGAGAUGAUCGAGACAGGCGUGUUCGGCGAGCUCAACAUCUGGGGGGAGAAGGGCAAGCUGCCGCCCGACCUCGACCCCAACGUAGACCCCAGCGCCGUGGAGGCCAAAGGCGGGGCAUGUGUCCUGCUCUGA
This is a messenger RNA of Megalops cyprinoides (Indo-Pacific tarpon), 1692 nucleotides long. RefSeq names its product rhodopsin kinase GRK1-like. Gene Ontology annotation, cellular component: cytoplasm. The record is from RefSeq and is a predicted model, not a curated record. The transcript is spliced from 7 exons. Gene Ontology annotation, molecular function: ATP binding; G protein-coupled receptor kinase activity. NCBI's taxonomy places the organism in Eukaryota, Metazoa, Chordata, Actinopteri, Elopiformes, Megalopidae. Gene Ontology annotation, biological process: protein phosphorylation; regulation of signal transduction; signal transduction. The coding region runs from base 1 to 1692 and encodes 563 amino acids.